AUGCAGGGUCGUUUGUCUGCUUGGCUAGUCAAACACGGGCUAGUUCAUAGAUCUUUGGGCUUCGAUUACCAAGGAAUAGAGACUUUACAAAUAAAGCCCGAAGAUUGGCAUUCCAUUGUUUUUAUUUUAUAUGUAUAUGGUUACAAUUAUUUACGUUCUCAAUGUGCUUAUGAUGUAGCACCAGGCGGGCUGUUAGCUAGUGUGUAUCAUCUUACGAGAAUAGAAUACGGUGUGGAUCAACUAGAAGAAGUUUGGAAAAGCGCGGAUUUUCAAGAACGGGAAUCUUAUGAUAUGUUGGGAAUCUCCUAUGAUAAUCAUCCACGCUUGAAACGUAUUUUAAUGCCUGAAAGUUGGAUAGGGUGGCCCCUACGUAAGGAUUAUACUGUCCCCAAUUUUUAUGAAAUACAAGAUGCUUAUGGAAUGGUAUUCUAUAUAUGGAAUAUGGAUAGAUAA
Messenger RNA from Amaranthus tricolor (Joseph's coat), 453 nucleotides. Its product is annotated as NAD(P)H-quinone oxidoreductase subunit J, chloroplastic-like. The record is from RefSeq and is a predicted model, not a curated record. Bases 1 to 453 code for a protein of 150 amino acids. Gene Ontology annotation, molecular function: NADH dehydrogenase (ubiquinone) activity. NCBI's taxonomy places the organism in Eukaryota, Viridiplantae, Streptophyta, Magnoliopsida, Caryophyllales, Amaranthaceae. The transcript has 3 exons.